CCGCUAAGGACGUACGCAGCACAGCAAGAGACACUCUCCAGCGACACUCAUUUGAAAACCGACCGCAGCAAGCAAGCCGACCCGUCAGGAGACCAUGCAGUACGUCGCCGACACGGCCCUGGCCAACCACGGCGCCGACGACGGCAGCGAGGCGCCGCGGCCGUCGCCCUCGAACACGGGCGACGAAGAAUCAUUGUACGUCGUCGAGCUACCGACCAAGACCGUGGAGGAGUCCCUGGGCCAGGCCGUGGGUUUAGGGUUGCGGAAGGACCCCGACCAGGAGACCGUAUCUGGUUUACACGCCGCGUGCGGCCAGGCGACGACGUUUCUCCAGGGGCCCUGCUCGUCCAAAGACGAUGAAGAAGAAACAACGUGCCCCCAGAAGUGCGAAAAGGCGGCGAGGCACGCCCUGCCUAUCCUGGGCUGGCUACCGAGAACUUCCAAGGAAGGGUUCAAGGCCGAUUUAAUUGCGGGCCUGACGGUCGGCGUCAUGGUCAUCCCCCAGUCCAUGUCCUACGCGUCUAUUGCCGGCCUAGAUUUGGUGUAUGGCUUGUACGCGUCCUUCGUCCCGACCGUGGUCUACGCGUUCUUUGGGACCUCUGGGCAAUUAGCCGUGGGUCCCGUCGCGCUCGUGUCAUUGUUAGUAGAAGCUGGGUUGUCAGACGCUUUGACCAAGGGCGAGUGCCCGGAAUACUACGAAGACGACGAUCCAGCAAGACGCAUGUUGGGGGCGUCCGACGAUUCUCUGGCGGGGACGUGCCCGGACGCGUACGCCAAUUUAGUUUUUGUGGCCAUGUUCUUUGUCGGAAUCAUCCAGUUCGGCGCCGCGAUCUGCCGCCUAGGCUUCCUCAUCAACUUCCUGGGCCACCCGGUCAUUUCCGGUUUUACGUCUGGUGCAGCCAUCACGAUCGGCCUCUCGCAGUUCAAGUUCUGGCUCGGGAUCAGCAUACCGAAGUCCCAGUACUGCCACGAGACCAUCAAGGCCAUCUGCACGAAAGUUCUUAGAGGAAAAGCCCACUGGAUGCCGUUUCUGUUGGGUGUCAUCACGUAUUACAUGCUCAAGGGUGUCAAAGAACUCGCGACAAAAAAACCGAAGACCUUCGGCUGGAUGAAGCCCCUCGGUCCUUUGAUCAUCUGUACUUUAUCUUUGGUGAUGAUGAUCAUCCCAGGAUUAGGUGAUACGCUGCGAGACGACUACGGCGUGCAGACCAUUGGAUUAGUGCCUUCUGGAUUACCCCCUUUCACCCUACCUCGCGUUUUGAGGGACGUCCCGUCGAAGGCCUCUACCGUCUUACCGACGGCCAUAUCUGCCGCAUUAAUUGGCUUCAUGGAGUCGAUCGCGAUCGGCAAAUCCAUCGCGGCGAAGCACGGCGAGGAGCUUUCGGCGGGGAAGGAGCUCGGGGCCAUUGGGCUGGCGAACCUGAUCGGUAGCUUCGCGGCGGGCUACCCCGUGGCCGGCUCCUUUUCUCGUUCAGCUGUGGCCAAUUCGACGGGCGCGAAGACGCCGUUAGCUGGUUUGGUGACGGGGUUGUUCGUCAUGCUCGCGUUGGUCAUCCUGCCGAGCUUCAUCCGCAAGCUGCCGAAGUUCGUCUUAGCGACCAUAGUGAUAUCAUCAGUGGUGAACUUAGUUGCGAUCGGAGAAGCGAAGCACCUCUGGAAGGUGAGGAAGCUGGAUUUCAUGCUGUGGGUCAUCGCGUUUUUGGGUACCUUGUUUGCUGGCGUACUCUAUGGUUUGAUAAUCGCCGUCGGCAUGUCGCUGAUCGUCGUACUCUACGAAUCCGUAAGACCGCAGAUCAGUGUGCUGUGGAAGCUGCCCGGCACGGCCAUCUACCGAAACGUGAAGCAGGGCGAGUCCCCCGGCCAGUUCGUCAAGGGCGUGCUCGUCGUGAGGGUGGGUGCUUCGAUGUACUUUGCCAAUGUUGCGUACAUCAAGGACACCAUAAUAGAGUUAUGUCGGCAAGUGGAGGAUACGAAGUACGUGGUCGUCGAGAUGACUCCGGUCACUUCGGUGGAUUCGACGGCCUUGCACAUGUUGGAAGAUUUGUUCGCAGAUAUGAGAAGAAAAGGCGUCGAGGUGUGUCUCGCGUCGAUCGGUUCUAGGGUCGAGGAAACUUUAAGAUUAGCCGGAGUACAAAGGAAGUGCGGCUACGAGUGGUUUCACGACAACGUGGCCCACGCCGUCGAGUUCUGCAUCCGGCACGCGGCGGCGCACAAGGCCGUCGUCGGUAGGUUGGAGGCCGACUCGCUCGACAUGACGGAGACACCUUCACAGGGUACGUUACGGAUGCGCCGCGCGUCGAACGCGUCUUCGGAUAACCUGGAGAAGGAGGACAAGAAGUCCGUGCUGGUCAUGGCGGCCAAGCAUAGGGUCGUCGAGCGGGGCAAGAAGCACCGCGGCUCGACGGCGGCGGAGGCCAAGGCCCUGGCCGCGCUGGCCGACGCCGACGAGGAGGAGUCGAAGAGCGAUCCCUCCGCCGUGAAGCCGCCUCCGGCACCCUCGCCGCCCGCGACGCCGGCGCACAAGCGCGACACGGUGCGCGCGCUGCGGUCGAUAAUACAACAGAACGGCGGCGCGUCGUCCGGCGCGAACCCCGUCGCCGACGAGCCCGAGGCGCCGGCGCCGCCGACCAUCGUCUGCGUCGCCGACGACGACGCGCUCGACCAGAUCCUCCUCGUGGCCUGCGACGUCGGCGACCGGCCGGGCGUGCUCCGCGACAUCUCGGACGUGCUCGCCUCGCGGCUCUCGCUGCAACUGCGGUACAACGAGGCGGCCGUCGUCGGCCGGCGCUCGAUCUCGUUCUGGAAGUGCGAGGUGCCCGCGCGCGGCGCGUCGGAGGUCGCCGCGGCGGCGGCCAAGGCCGAGAAGCUCAUCCCGGCCGCGCUCUAGGAGCUGUUUAUCCCCUUUCCCCCGAACCCCGGCCGCCUCGACGAGUGUAACGCGGCG
Messenger RNA from Pelagomonas calceolata, 2944 nucleotides. NCBI's taxonomy places the organism in Eukaryota, Pelagophyceae, Pelagomonadales, Pelagomonadaceae. The record is from the annotation of a GenBank genome assembly.